This is a messenger RNA of Scutellospora calospora, 307 nucleotides long. The record is from the annotation of a GenBank genome assembly. Lineage: Eukaryota; Fungi; Glomeromycota; Glomeromycetes; Diversisporales; Gigasporaceae.
AUGACCAAAACAAUAGACACACAUAUCAAAUCAACAAAUGAAUCUCUUUUAGAAACAUCUGCAAGCACCCCGAAAGAGCAACAAGAUACUUCCAGAACUAAUGAAAAGAAUAAUACUCAUGGCAGUAUAUUAAAAAGAACAGAGGAUACGAUUCUAAACACUGAAAAUUCAAAUAUGAAGGAAAAUUCAGAAACUCAAAAUGUAGACUUAACAAGCAAUUCUACUUCCAACAAAGAAAUAGCACAAGAGGUAACUUCUCCUAUGAUUAUUAUCGAUAACAAUAACUAUGAACUGCAAGAACCUGACC